Molecule: messenger RNA, 2534 nt
Organism: Engraulis encrasicolus (European anchovy)
Lineage: Eukaryota; Metazoa; Chordata; Actinopteri; Clupeiformes; Engraulidae
Product: zinc finger protein 883-like
Exons: 5
Coding region: 37-2151 (704 amino acids)
Biological process (GO): regulation of transcription by RNA polymerase II
Cellular component (GO): nucleoplasm
Molecular function (GO): RNA polymerase II cis-regulatory region sequence-specific DNA binding; DNA-binding transcription repressor activity, RNA polymerase II-specific
Source: RefSeq, a predicted model, not a curated record
CUGCUGCCCAAGUGGGAGAAGGAAGGCUACAGGAACAUGAAGAGGACACACCUGUACUUAAUAUCCAUAGGUCAGCGGUGUCCUACUCCAGCGUUCAUGAGCAGGAGGGGCGGGGCCAUCAGUCCACUGGGCACGCCCACAUGGGAUCCGAGUGACUCAGAGGACGACUGGGAGUCGAGCGAGGAGGAAGAGGAAGAGGAGGAGGAGGAGGAGGAGGAGGAGAGACCCAGCGAGGAGGGACCACCACAAGAUCACUCACACACACACACAUUAGAGAGACCAUGGUCAGGACACACACACACACACAACUUGGAGAGACCACCGCCAGCAGAGGUGGAGAGGUCACCCAGCAUGGAGAGAGCACCGCUAGAUCACUCACUCACACACACUCCAGACACCAGCGACUCAGAAGAUUGGACGCUCAGCUCAGAGAGACCGUGGUCGGGUCACACACACACACACACUCCAGGCAGCGGCGAGAUAGAAGAGUGGACAUCAUCUCCGCCUGGUCACACACACUCGCCUGGCGUUGAGAGCUCACACACACACACACCAGACACUAGUGACUCUGAAGAUUGGACACCCAUCUCGAAGAAGAGACCAUGGCAAGCCUCUCAGUUUUUCGGGCCUCCUGCUGGACACACUGCUAGUCCUUGGAGACACACACUACCUCAGGUGUGCGGCACAGAGUCGGGCAGGCAGAGAGACGUACUGGAGAGUUUCGAUGGACAGAGAGCCGGACUGGAGAGUUUAGAUGGACAGAGAGACGUAGAGCAAAACGCCACAGCAAAGACACCUGAGAUGUCUAGGGCGUCUCAGGUGUUCUCCUGCUCUCUGUGCCCGUUCUCCUUCACGGCUCAGAUUUACCUGCAAAAACAUGUGAAGAGGAGUCACCCAGACGAGUAUGUACGUCUGCUGAGGUCUGGAGAGAUCAGAUCAGAGACUCUGUUACCUUCUCAACAGCCCACAGCAUGGGAAUACAUACCAGACACACAGUCUUCUACAGAGUACACACCAGACUUACAGCCUUCUUCAGAGCAGCGAAGAGCACAAACUCAGGCAACACACCAGCACACUCUCACAGCAGAGAAGAAACCGCACUACACUGACCCUGGCCAGAGCGUCAGUCAAGAGGAACGCUUAAAACUACAACGCUCCCACACAGGACAGAGGCCGUAUCGUUGCACUCAGUGUGGCAAGAGUUUCACCAGGGAGGGACAUUUAAACCGACACCAGCGUACUCACACAGGAGAGAGGCCGUAUCUCUGCACUCAGUGUGGCAAGAGUUUCCCUAGACUGGACAAUUUAAAAGUACACCAGCGUAUUCACACAGGAGAGAGGCCGUAUCACUGCACUCAGUGUGGCAAGAGUUUCAUUACAAAGGGAAGUUUAACAUUACACCAGCGUGUUCACACAGGACAGAGGCCGUAUCGUUGCACUCAGUGUGGCAAGAGUUUCGUUACAAAUGGAAGUUUAAAAUUACACCAGAGUAUUCACACAGGAGAGAGGCCGUAUCACUGCACUCAGUGUGGCAAGAGUUUUGUUACAAAUGGAAAUCUAAAAAUACACCAGCGCAGUCACAGAGGACAGAGGCCGUAUCGUUGCACUCAGUGUCGCAAAAGUUUAAUUACAGAUGGAUCUUUUCAACGACGCCAGUGCACUCACACAAGAGAGAGGCCGUACCCCUGUACUCAGUGUGGCAGGAGCUUUAUUAGAGGGCAUGAUUUAAAACGGCACCAGCGUACUCACACAGGAGAGAGGCCUUAUCUCUGCAUUCAGUGUGGCAAGAGUUUCACUAGAGAGGCACAUUUAAAAACACAUCAACGCACUCACACAGGAGAGAGGCCGUAUCACUGCACUCGGUGUGGCAAGAGUUUCAUUACAAAUGGAAAUUUAAAAUUACACCACCGCACUCACACAGGAGAGAGAUGGUAUCACUGCAUUCAGUGUGGCAAGAGCUUCACUAGAGAGUACCAUUUAAAAUUACACCAGCACAUUCACACAGGAGAGAGGCCGUAUCACUGCAUUCAGUGUGGCAAGAGUUUCAUUCAAAAGAUAUCUUUAAAAUUACACCAACGCAUGCACACACAGUACAAAGGCUGUAUCACUGCACUCAGUGUGGCAAGAGUUUCAUUACAAAUGGAAAUGUAAAACUACACCAGCGCACUCACACCGGAGAGAGGCCGUACAUAGUGGAAAUGACGUUCCCUCAUGUCUUGUGAUUGUAAGAGACAGCAGUGCUCUGACAGGAAAAAGCCCUAAUCACUUUUGCUGAUCAAGACCCAUGUCUCAUUAAGGCGAAGGUGGACAUGCCAAUUGCCAAGAAGGUAUUAAAUCUGUUAUAUUUUAUAUGAUAAGAAUGUGUUGUAUUGUAUUUUCAAUUGCAACAAUUUUACAAAGCGGCGAUGUCAUGUUAUUUAUGAUUAAAGUAGAUUUUGUUCAUUCACUUUGUGAUAUUGUAAUAAUUUGAAUUAUUGAUUUACAUGUAUCUGAUCUUAAACUGACCUGAACUCAGUUAGAAUUAUCAGUCUUUU